Molecule: messenger RNA, 1840 nt
Organism: Schizosaccharomyces japonicus yFS275
Lineage: Eukaryota; Fungi; Ascomycota; Schizosaccharomycetes; Schizosaccharomycetales; Schizosaccharomycetaceae
Product: iron permease Fip1
Exons: 1
Coding region: 555-1748 (397 amino acids)
Biological process (GO): reductive iron assimilation; iron ion transmembrane transport
Cellular component (GO): membrane; high-affinity iron permease complex
Molecular function (GO): high-affinity ferrous iron transmembrane transporter activity; iron ion transmembrane transporter activity
Source: RefSeq, a predicted model, not a curated record
CGCAGCUUCUUCCUUGACAGAGCUGGCUAGGAUAAUAAAUCAAGUUCUCUACGAAUCGCAUAACGUUCCGGGAACCGAUCGUGAAAAAAAGCAAGUCCCAAACGUUCGUCAUUCUGUAAAAGUCGGCUGAUAUUGCGCAGUAAGUGAGGAGCUUCGAUGGAAGAAAUUCCAUAAAGGAAGAACUUUCGUCAGCUAUAAAUGCUCAACUCGUCAAGACUGUUCUUAUUGAGCUGCGCAAAUUUGGCUGUGUUUGUAUUAGCGCAACCUCUGCUCCACAAUCUACAUCGCACCCCUAUUUCAUCUGAUAACUUUGAACGGGUGCAACAUUUUCUUUUAUUUUAUUGUGUUGUGUAUUAUUAAAUUGUAAGCUUUGUACACGACAAAUCACCCACCUGUACCUCUAAUACUCCCUGUAUUUUAUUUGUGUAACUGGAGAAAGAGCGUGUUAAUAUUUGUGAAGCAAUUUCUUGUCUCAGAAGAAAAGUUUAAGGAAUCACUUUUUACAUCCAAUCUUCUCACGAUUUUACAAGUUUAAAAUUACUUCUUCUUAGAGCAUGGCAAAAAACGUUUUCUCCGUUGCCGUCUUCUUCAUUGUUUUGCGCGAGACGCUUGAGGCAGCCAUUAUCGUUUCAGUACUUCUCUCCUUCAUUAAACAAACACUUGCCGAUGAAAAUGGAAAGAUCACUGAUAGGAAAUUAUUCCGUAAGCUCUUCCUGCAUGUCUGGCUUGGUUCCGCCGUUGCAUUUCUCAUUUGCUUAGCCAUUGGCGGCGGUUUCAUCGGUGCAUUCUAUGCCUUGCAAAAAGAUUUGUGGGGAAGUUCAGAAGAAAUUUGGGAAGGAGUCUUUUCUCUCAUUGCCGUUAUUUUAAUUUCAAUUAUGGGUGUCGCUAUGUUGCGUGUAUCACACUUACAAGAGAAAUGGCGCAAGAAGCUUAUGAACAGUUUGGCAAAUGAAAAAGCAAAGGGUAUAAAAGGCUGGACAAAGAAAUAUUCCAUGUUUCUUUUGCCGUUCGUCACUGUACUCCGUGAAGGAUUAGAGGUUGUUGUCUUCGUUGGAGGCGUCGGCUUAUCUACCCCUGCAACAGCAUUCCCCUUAGCUGUAUUCUGCGGUUUGUUAGUUGGUGCUGCAAUUGGUUACUUUAUCUACAAAGGUGGUAAUGUGAUGAACUUGCAAUGGUUCUUAAUUGCUUCAACGUGUAUCCUUUAUCUCAUUGCCGCUGGACUCAUGUCAAAAGCCGUGUACUAUUUUGAAAUGUAUCAAUGGAACAAAUUGACUGGAGGUGAUGCCUCAGAACAGGGCAGUGGCCCUGGUUCUUACGACUUCCGCCAUGCCAUCUGGCACGUUAACUACGGCAAUCCAGAGCUUAACGACAAUGGUGGAUGGAUGAUUUUUAACGCUAUCUUUGGUUGGAAUAAUACAGGUACUUACGGUAAUAUUCUUAGCUAUAUCUUUUAUUGGGUUAUUCUUGCCAUCGUUCUUUUCUACCUUUCUUGGCGUGAACGGCGCAACAGAAAACGUGCCGCAGACAACGAGGAAGUUGUCGGCACAACAGGAACCUCAAGUGACUCAAGCCCAGGAGUGUUCGUCUCGGAGAAGAAGAAGGAAGAUAUUUCUGACGAAGGCAGUAUGACCAUUGUUCGCAUUGAGCAGCAAGCUAUCACUCAUGGUAGCGGUGAAGAAAUUGUUGACAAGCAAACCGACAAAGUGGGUGAAACGUUCACUGUUGUAAAGAGACAGACGUCUAAUUGAUCUUCGCUCAAAUGGUCCCAAAGAGGAAAUCUAACGUGCUUUGCUUUAGGCGAAACUCGCACUUUCUAAUACGUUUCGUACAUUUAUUUUAC